Molecule: messenger RNA, 1089 nt
Organism: Drosophila yakuba
Lineage: Eukaryota; Metazoa; Arthropoda; Insecta; Diptera; Drosophilidae
Exons: 2
Coding region: 561-968 (135 amino acids)
Source: RefSeq, a predicted model, not a curated record
GUGCUGAGACACCCGGUGUUUAACGGGUGCACUUAGAGUGCCGGUGGCUUGCUGAAGUUGUUUGAUAGAUAUGCUCUUUAAUUUAAAUAAUAUUAAUGUUAAGGCUAAGUAUUAUUGAUUUAUGUAAGCUGUCUUUUCGGCGAAAAUAUUUGCUUGAUAUAUGAAAUAGUAGUUUCUUGAAAAAAUGUCUUUAUAAAAUGUUUUUGUAUAUAGAUGAAAUAGAUGAAAAAACGAAUCUAAAUGUCGAUUAUGUUAGCAUGCGUAACAACCUCAGUUAGCUUUGUCAUUCAACGAGGUUAGCUUGGGAAUUAAUCGGUGCAUCAGCUAAUUCUAUUGAAGAAACAUUGCAAGGCUAAAAAUAUCGACUUCCAGUGAAUACUGAUGCUGGGAAAAUGUAAUUACUCUUAACAAAAGUUCGAGUACGACAAUUUUUACAAUCGAAUUAGAAAUAAGGGGAAAAUAAAAGCAUAUAAGUUUAAGGCCAGGUACUAAGUAAAAGUAUUGGUGCCUUAAAUGGCUAUGAUAAGUAUUUUAUAUUAUUGUAUUUGUAAGGGUAGUUUAUGUUAGGUGUAAGCUCCCUUUCUUAUUUGCUAUAUAAGACACAGUUCGCCAUAAAGAACUUUAUCACUUACAAGAUGGAGCUUAUGUUUCAGCUUGCACUAGUCAGUUUCAUUGUCUUCGCUUCAGCUGCGACCAACACAGGGUCAUCCUACCGAUACACCUGUAAUUCCAAUACUGGCCAAUAUAAAUGCACCUAUGAGCUGUGCACAAAAACUUUAGAUGGUAAACAAAAUUGCACCUCUAGCGUUUCCAUGCAAAAAAAUAUAGCUACCCAGGGAAGUUCAUCCUCCUACAAGUACUCCUGUGCUUGGGAAACUGGAGUAUAUAAGUGCACUCAUAUACGAUGCACCCAUAAUUUCAACGGUCAAAAAAAAUGCACUACUAGUCAAACUACUCCGAAGACUUGAGUAGGCCCAAACGCUAAAAGAAAUAAUGAAAACCAAAAUCCAAGCAAAUAGAAAACGUAAGCACUUUAGAAAAAAGCCCAAUACUUAUUAAAAAUCCCUAAAAAAAUUAAUAAACAAUUUA